AUGGACGGCGACGUGGUGGCCCAGUUCACCGAGAUCACCGGCUCGAACCCUCAGCUAGCGACUCAAUACCUGCAGCUAACCGAUUUCAACAUUGAGCAGGCUAUGCAACUUUACUUUGAAAAUGGUGGUGCACCGUUAACCGAGGAACCUAUACCCUCAACCUCUAGCCCUCAUGCUGCUCCUCGCACGACUGGACGCCAAGAUGAAUCCGAGGUUAUACAUGUUGACUCUGACGACGAUGUCGCAGUGGAUGAAAACCGAUCUACGCCGCGAAAUGAGCCCUCGAGCGGCUCUACUUUUGAUGACGACGCCGCUAUGGCCCGUCGACUUCAGGAAGAGAUGUACAGUGGAGAUGAUAGCAUGGACGAUGUGCGUGCCCCAAUGGCUCGAACGACGGAAACAUUAGUUGGUCCAGAGGCCGAUUUUGACAGUGGUGACAUGCACGCCAGUCUAUUGGGUCAAUUACGUGCUCGUCAACAAGGCAGUCGGCCGGGUAUAUUCAAUCAGAGAGACACAGUAUGGUCGGGAGAUGACGAGGCUUCCCAUCGUGAAAGACUCGCAGUAUCAACAGGUGGCGCUUCUGAGGCCUCGAGCAAAUCAAAUAUGCUUGCUGAAAUGUAUCGCCCGCCUUUUGAGAUCAUGUCCAGGCUCCCAUGGGACUUAGCCCGGCAAGAGGGGCGCGAGAAUGAAAAGUGGUUGUUGGUCAACAUCCAAGACCCCUCCAUUUUCGACUGCCAGGUAUUGAAUAGGGAUCUAUGGAAAGACUCUGGCGUCAGAGACACGGUUAAGGAACAUUUCAUCUUCUUGCAAUAUUCCAAGGAUGAUCCCCGAGCAGCGCCGUACAUACAGUAUUACUUCCAGGGAAAUGAUGUUUCCGACAAUUACCCUAACAUUGCCGUCGUGGAUCCGCGAACCGGUGAACAGAUGAAGGUUUGGUCGGGCCCGCCUGUAAUAAAGGCAGCCGACUUUUUGAUGCAACUUCAUGAGUUUCUAGACCGAUACAGUCUAAAGCACAACGUUCGAAAUCCCGUGGCGAAGAGAAAGCCCGAGCAAAAGGAAAAGAGCAUCGACGCAAUGACCGAGGAGGAGAUGAUGGAGAUGGCUCUGAGAAAUAGUCUUGGAGGAGCGGCGGCGCAGGCUCCGAAGAUGGAGGACCCCGACGAACUGACCCGUAGUACUGAGGAUGUCAAGGGCAAGGGCCGGGUUGCUGAUGCUGAAGAUAUCCGCAAGGACAAGGCCGGCGAAACAGGUUAUACAGAAGCUUCUCCAUUUCGAUCCAUUCCCGACAACCGGCCACACACCGAACCUCCUGCCGAUCCUGCCACCACCACACGCAUUCAAUUCCGACACCCAUCGGGGAGGGUUAUUCGACGAUUUUCCUUGGCUGAUCCCGUUCAGAGAAUAUACGAAUGGCUUAAAGCCGAACCACCCUUAGCGGAGAAAUCGGGCGUGGAGUUUGAACUCAAUUCCAUGGGUCGUAAUUUGAUCGAUGCUCUUGGGAUGUCAGUGGAAGAUGCUGGAUUGAAGAAUGGCACCGUGAUGAUCGGAUAUCUUGAGGACUAG
Molecule: messenger RNA, 1563 nt
Organism: Aspergillus tanneri
Lineage: Eukaryota; Fungi; Ascomycota; Eurotiomycetes; Eurotiales; Aspergillaceae
Product: DNA-protein crosslink repair co-factor UBX5
Exons: 2
Coding region: 1-1563 (520 amino acids)
Biological process (GO): proteasome-mediated ubiquitin-dependent protein catabolic process
Cellular component (GO): nucleus
Molecular function (GO): ubiquitin binding
Source: RefSeq, a predicted model, not a curated record